UAUUCAUUCUAGUUAGAGGAAAGAUAGGUGUGCAAUACAUCGAGUGUUCAGUGACCCUAACUUGUUUGAAGUAAGGGAUUCAAGUGAGGCACGAAGAAUCAGCAACCAUGGAAGUGGAAUUAAUUUCUACUGAAAUUAUCAAACCAUCAACACCCACUCCUCCUCACCUUAGAAUCUAUCCUCUCUCUUUCAUAGAUAACAUGAUGUACCGUAAUUAUAUCCCAGUAGCUCUAUUUUACCAUCCAAACGAGAGUGACAAACAAUCCAUAAUAUCAAACCUCAAGAACUCCCUCUCUGAAGUUUUAACCCGAUACUACCCCUUUGCAGGCAGGCUUAGAGACCAACUUUCCAUCGAGUGCAACGACGAAGGUGUGCCCUUUCGGGUCACUGAGAUCAAAGGGGAGCAAUCAACAAUCCUACAAAACCCCAACGAAACAUUGCUCAGGCUUUUGUUCCCUGAUAAGUUGCCAUGGAAAGUCACGGAGUACGAUGAAAGCAUCGCAGCUGUCCAGAUCAAUUUUUUCUCAUGUGGUGGUCUCGCGAUCACUGCGUGCGUGUGUCACAAAAUGGGUGACGCUACCACCACUCUAAACUUUGUAAACGACUGGGCCGCCAUGACAAAAGAAAAAGGAGAGGCGUUGACGCAAUUGUCCCUCCCUUUACUCAAUGGUGGAGUUUCAGUGUUCCCACACAAGGACAUGCCUUGUUUCCCCGAAAUAGUGUUUGGGAAAGGCAACAAGAGCAACGCGGUGUGUAGAAGGUUCGUGUUCCCACCCUCGAAAAUCAACUCCCUCAAGGAAAUGGUAACUUCCCAUGGCGUGCAAAACCCCACGCGCGUGGAAGUUAUAACCGCUUGGAUCUACAUGCGUGCGGUUCACGCGCUAGGGUUAACUUUUGACAAGACAUCGUUCCGUCAAGUGGUCUCCCUCCGCAGGAGAAUGACUCCUCCGUUGCCUAACAAGUCCGUUGGGAACAUGUUUUGGUUCUUAUAUAUGUGCACCCCGGGCGCAGACAAGGAUGAGGAAAUAGAGCUACAUGAUUUGGUAGCCAAAACAAAAGCAAAUUUUGCUGAUUUUUGUGAAGUGUAUCCAAAGAAAUUUGGAGGGGAAGAUAAGGAUGUGGCGUUCAUCUCCAAGUGCAUGAACCAAGGUCCUUCACCUUUGAACAAGCCUCGUGGUUAUGAUGAGAUCAAGGACGUUCACAAUUUGUUUAUUUACACUAGUUGGUGCGGGUUCCCAUUGUAUAAUGCGGAUUUUGGGUGGGGCAAACCGCUCUGGGCAACCACUUGUGGGUGGUUCGUGAGUAAUGGUAUGCUUUUGACCGAUACGAGAGAUGGGCGAGGAGUUGAAGUGAUUGUGAAUAUGGAAGAGGAAGACAUCGUCAGGUUUGAGCGCGAUGUGGAGCUUCUUCAAUAUGCCACUUUGAAUCCAAGCCGUGAGAUAACAUACUAAUUAAUGUUCUCUUCUCAAAUUCCAUCUUGUACUUUGCAGGAGGGAUUCUUAAUUCUUAUCUUCAAAAAGUUGUUUAAUCAAGCUUGUUGUUCACUGUGAUUCUAGAAGUGUCUCUUCAAUGUCCUAUGACUUUAUCUAUGAAAUAAAAUUGUUCUUUUUACUUUUCAAAAAA
Molecule: messenger RNA, 1623 nt
Organism: Lotus japonicus
Lineage: Eukaryota; Viridiplantae; Streptophyta; Magnoliopsida; Fabales; Fabaceae
Product: acyltransferase Pun1-like
Exons: 1
Coding region: 108-1451 (447 amino acids)
Source: RefSeq, a predicted model, not a curated record